Messenger RNA from Equus quagga, 2490 nucleotides. RefSeq names its product kringle containing transmembrane protein 2 (gene KREMEN2). The record is from RefSeq and is a predicted model, not a curated record. The transcript has 6 exons. Gene Ontology annotation, biological process: multicellular organism development. Gene Ontology annotation, cellular component: plasma membrane. NCBI's taxonomy places the organism in Eukaryota, Metazoa, Chordata, Mammalia, Perissodactyla, Equidae. The coding region runs from base 817 to 2490 and encodes 557 amino acids.
CGGAGCUUCCCGGCCUCGGGGGAUGGGAUGGGGAGGGAGGGACCCAGGGGGGAGGGACCCGCGGAGGGACGCGACGGGGGCAGGAGCCAGCGCGUUAGAGACCUGGGCGAGGGAGACUCAGAGAGCGAGGCGCAGCGGGAAGGGGCGGCUGUGGAGGCCGAGGCACAACCCCGAGUACGGAGAGGCAGAGACGGAGAACGCCCCUGGCCAGAGACCACCCUCGGGGAAACCCCCAGUAGGGACAGGGACAGAGAGACGCCUCCGGGGCAGAAACCCUGGGAGGCAAAUAACCCCGGAGCUAUUUCCCCCGCCCCAGACGGAGAGCGCUGCCCAGAGUGGGACGAGGAUAGACGGUCAGGGGACAACGUCCACCAUGUGGCCUGGGAGACCCCGAAGCGACCCCGGGGGUGGCACGCGCCGUGUGUGGGCCAGGGCUACCUCUCCUUGGUUUGGGGCGAUGGGGACACGGGCCCGGCAGGGCCUCCUCCUCCUCCUCCUCCUCCUCCGCCCACUGCUGCCGCCACGCGGGACCUCCGCAGGGAGCCUGCAUAGCCCAGGUGAGUCCCAGCCCGGCGACUGGGCCGUGGUCACCACUCCCUCCACCUCCUCUGCUCCUAGGACCUGGGUCCCGAGGCUGGGGAGGGGACAGAGCAGGUGGCGGGAGCAGCUGAGCAGCCCAAGCCCUGCGGGCGCCGGGGACACUGGCUGGGGAGCGAAGCGGGAGUUGGCGUCGGCGGAUGAGGAUGCCGGGCGAGGGUCCAGACCUCCCCAGACCCCGCCGUCGCCGUGCAGGCCUGUCCGAGUGCUUCCAGGUGAAUGGCGCCGACUACCGCGGCCACCAGAACCGUACAGGCCCACGCGGGGCCGGCCGGCCCUGCCUCUUCUGGGACCAGACGCAGCAGCACAGCUACAGCAGCGCCAGCGACCCCCAGGGCCGCUGGGGGCUGGGCGCGCACAACUUCUGUCGCAACAGCUGAAGCCCUAAAAUCAGCCCUCAGGGCCCCUUUAAUGGCUUCCCACGGCCUGCUCAGAAGUCGACAUCCAGAAGCACGUGGAGCAAACCAGAAUUCGUGCGAGGACGGAGAGGAGCGCUCAAAUAACCUCCAACACACACGGGGCCAGUUUCCGAAUAGGCCGUGGGGCGCGGCCCGGGAUUCGUGGCUCUUGGGGCUGUGGGCUUCCGAUCACUUCUCCCCCUCUCGCAGGAACCCAGAUGGUGACGUGCAGCCAUGGUGCUACGUGGCCGAGACGGAGGAGGGCAUCUACUGGCGCUACUGCGACAUCCCCACGUGCCACAGUGAGUGGGCCCGGCUGGACGAGGGUGGGACCGCGCGGCUGCCCGAGGGAGUUGGCUUUCGGAGGCGUGUGACAGAGCCCGACUCCGCUGCCCCCUCAGUGCCCGGGUACCUGGGCUGCUUCGUGGACUCGGGGGCACCCCCGGCCCUCAGCGGCCCCAGUGGCACCUCAACCAAGCUCACGGUCCAGGUGUGCCUUCGCUUCUGCCGCAUGAAGGGCUACCAGCUGGCGGGCGUGGAGGCUGGCUACGCCUGUUUCUGUGGCUCUGAAAGCGACCUGGCCCGGGGACGCCCGGCCCCGGCCACCGACUGUGACCAGAUCUGCUUUGGCCACCCGGGCCAGCUGUGCGGCGGCGACGGGCGCCUGGGCAUCUACGAAGUGUCCGUGGGCUCCUGCCAGGGGAACUGGACCGCACCUCAGGGCGUCAUCUACUCCCCGGACUUCCCGGAUGAGUACGGGCCGGACCGGAACUGCAGCUGGGCGCUGGGCCCGCCGGGUGCCGCGCUGGAGCUCACCUUCCGCCUCUUCGAGCUGGCCGACCCGCGCGACCGGCUGGAGCUGCGCGACGCCGCCUCGGGCCGCCUGCUCCGCGCCUUCGACGGCGCCCGCCCGCCGCCGCCCGGGCCGCUGCGCCUGCGCGCUGCCUCGCUGCUGCUCACCUUCCGCAGCGACGCGCGCGGCCACGCGCAGGGCUUCGCGCUCACCUACCGCGGUGAGGCCCCGCCCGACCCCCCUCCGCCAGCUCCCCCGCCACCCUGCUUCACACCCCUCUCCGCAGGGCUGCAGGACGCUGCCGAGGACCGGGCGACCCCCAGGGGCUCUGCCCAGACCCCCGCAGCGCCCCUCGAAGGGGCCAACGUGAGCUGCAGCCCCCGGCCUGGGGCUCCGGAGGCUGCGAUGGGGGCCCGGGUCUUCUCGACGGUGACGGCCGUCUCAGUGCUGCUGCUGCUGCUGCUGUCGCUCCUGCGCCUGCUGCGCCGACGGAACUGUCUGCUGACUCCGGGAAAAGGGCCCCCAGCAUUGGGUCCUUCCCGAGGCCCUGGGAGAAGCUGGGCCGUGUGGUACCGUCGGCCUCGAGGAGUAGCCCUGCCCUGUCCCCCCGGAGACCCCCAGGCUGAGGGUCUAGCCACGACUUACCGGCCCCUUAGCGCCUCCAGCCAGAGUUCCCUGCGCUCACUCAUCUCUGCUCUCUGA